GGUGGCCGAGCUUCUCCCGCCAUGGAGAGCGCAGCGGCCCGCGAGGCCCGGGGGGCCGAGACCCCGCGCGCGCCCGCGCCCGCGCCCCCGCCCUCGCCCUCGCCCUCGCCCUCGGAGCCCCCGGCCGCGCCCCGCGCCCGCCCGCGCCUGGUUUUCCGCACGCAGCUGGCGCACGGGAGCCCCACGGGCAAGAUCGAGGGCUUCACCAACGUCCGCGAGCUGUACGCCAAGAUCGCUGAGGCCUUCGGGAUCGCACCCACCGAGAUCUUAUUCUGCACCCUCAACAGCCACAAAGUGGACAUGCAGAAGCUCCUAGGAGGUCAGAUAGGCCUGGAGGACUUCAUCUUCGCCCACGUGCGAGGCGAGACCAAGGAGGUGGAGGUCACUAAAACAGAGGACGCCCUGGGGCUGACCAUCACGGACAACGGGGCCGGCUACGCCUUCAUCAAGAGAAUCAAGGAAGGCAGUAUCAUCAACCGGAUCGAGGCGGUGUGCGUGGGAGACAGCAUCGAAGCCAUCAACGACCACUCCAUCGUGGGCUGCCGCCACUACGAGGUGGCCAAGAUGCUCCGGGAGCUUCCCAAGUCCCAGCCCUUCACCCUGAGGCUGGUGCAGCCCAAGAGGGCCUUCGAUAUGAUCGGCCAGAGAAGUCGGUCCAGCAAGUGUCCCGUAGAGACGAAAGUGAGCAGCGGGAGGGAGACCCUGCGGCUUCGUUCUGGGGGGGCCGCCACGGUGGAGGAAGCGCCCAGUGAGUUUGAGGAGGAGGCUUCUCGGAAGGUUGAUGACCUGCUGGAAAGCUACAUGGGCAUUCGGGACCCCGAGCUGGCGUCCACCAUGGUGGAGACGUCCAAGAAGACAGACAGUGCCCAGGAGUUUGCACGCCAUUUAGACUCCGUCUUGGGCGAGUUCGCCUUCCCCGACGAGUUUGUGGUGGAGGUGUGGGCCGCCAUUGGAGAGGCCAGGGAGGCCUGCGGCUAGCCUGCCCCGGGGGGCCCCAGCCCAGCCCCAGCCCGGAGCCCAGCCCCCUCCCCCAGCCCUGCUCCAGAACCCCACCCAGCUUGGAGGCCAAGUUCCUUUCUAGAACCCAAUCUAGUUGGGAGCCCCACCCCAGCUCCAGAACCCUGCCCUUCUCUAGAAUCCAGCCUAGAUCUGAGGCCAAGCUCUGUGCUAGCGUCCAGACCAGCUCUGAGACGAAGCCCAGCAUGGAGACCAAGCCCUAUUCUAGAGCCCAGGCCACCCCUGAGACAAAGCUCAGCUCUAGAACCCAGAUGAGCUCUGAAACCAUGCCCAGCUCUAGAACUCACAUGAGUUCUGUGACCAUGCCCAGCUCUAGAAUCCAGAUGAGUUCUGAGACCAAGCCCUGUUCUAAAACUCAGUUCGCCUCUGAGACCAAGCCCAGCUCUAGAACUCAGAUGAGCUCUGAGACCAAGCCCAGCACUGACACCAACCCCUGUUCUAGAACUCAGACCAGCUCUGAGGCCAAGCCCAGCUCCAGAACCCAGAUGAGCUCUGA
Saimiri boliviensis boliviensis (Bolivian squirrel monkey) is the source of this 1513-nucleotide messenger RNA. It is a transcript of the gene GIPC3, whose product is annotated as GIPC PDZ domain containing family member 3. Gene Ontology annotation, molecular function: protein binding. The record is from RefSeq and is a predicted model, not a curated record. NCBI's taxonomy places the organism in Eukaryota, Metazoa, Chordata, Mammalia, Primates, Cebidae.